GCUACGGUCACACUAGUUUGCAGCCAAGCCAAAACAGUGACAUUUUUAUUCGUAGAAUUCAAGAAUAAAUCGUCCGAUUGCAGGACAAAUACUAGCAAUUUUUUGGUGACACUUGACUGUCGAACUCCAGCGUAAUUGUGGCCCCGCACUCGAAAAACUUAAUACGGACCCUUUGGCGAAGCCAUCAGCGCCUGCAACUGCAACAACAAAUCGUGAAAAGUUCGUCUAGUGGCGGUUUAUUGGCGGAAAAGCACAUUAGACAUCGGAGCACCCCGGACUCUUUGGUUUCUGCACAAGAGCCGGCUGAUUGUAGUCACGUCAUGAGUGGCAGAUAUCGCGGGGGCGGCGGAAGAUUUGGAGGACGAGGCGGCGGUGGAGGUGGCGGUGGCUAUGGAGAUGGAGGUGGCUACAACGACUUCGACAACUACCGCGGCGGUGGAGGAGGACCUGGCUUCAAUGACAACUUUGGACCAGGUCCUGGACCGAACCCCUUCAACAUGGGCGGUCCCAACAUAUCCGGCAAUGAUUUGAUGCAACUAAUGAGUGCCAUGGCCAGCAACUUCAAUAUGAACUCGCAGCCCCCUCAGCCAAUUCGCCAGAGUUGCGGAGAGUUGCGUAAUCAUCACUGCGGUUUGUUCGUCGAGCUGUCCGGCAGGCUGAUCAAGAAGCGGGUGAAUCGCUUUGCCGAGCUGCGCGAUCGCAACGGUGGAGCCUGCCAGCUGGUGGUUCUGGAGGACAAGCAUCCGCGGGUGGCUCGGCGCAUGAACAACAUGCCAGAGAACACUACCCUGACUAUUGUUGGAUUGGUGAUGCGCCGACCGCACAAUUCGUGCAAUCAGACGAUGCCCACAGGCGAAAUCGAAGUUGAAGUGCAGGACAUUCUAAAUAUACACUUCCCGGCCAGUGGGACAAAGCGAGCUGGGGACAAGCGCACAUAUAGUACCAUGGUGCAGCAGCAGAGUAACCUUGGUAUCACCAGCACCGAAUACAAAAUAGCCAAGAAUGAAAAUAUCUUGAAGUACUUCGAAAACCGUGAUCUCACCUGCAAUGACUUGCGCCGCGAUGAUGUGGGCAAAACGGUGACUUUGGUCGGAUGGAUUCCCUCUACCAAGAACAACAAAUUUCUGCAGCUCAAGGACGGCUAUGGCCAAACCCAACUUAUGAUCGAGGAUCAGUCGCUGAGCGACACUUUCCUAUCUACACCAGAGCAAACAGUUCUUCAGAUUGUGGGUAAGGUACUAAGCAGACCCAAAGCCAAUAUUAAUUUGAAAUACGACACUGGUGAAGUGGAGGUCAGUGUGCAAAGCGUAAAGAUCCUGAACCCAGACGAUCCCUACGAGGGUCCCAUUAAAGCCAAAGAGAAGCAGCAAAAGCUUUCCAUCGAUGAUCUGGAGGCAGAAGAGGCUGCCGCCGAGGCCUCGGCCAAUCUCAGCAGCAACAAUGGAGAAUCCAAGGAUGAUGGUGCGGAUGCAGCUCCCCCUGCUAAUAGCUCCGCAAACGCAGAACAACGAUUAAAGGUGGCAGAUACCAACAAGUUCGCUGAUCGCACACAUAACUGCGGUGAACUGAGCUCCAAUGAUAUAAACGAAAAAGUUGUUAUCUGUGGCUGGCUGGAGUUCCAGAGGAUGAACAAAUUCUUUAUACUUCGGGAUGCAUAUGGACAGACUCAGGUACUGUUGUUACCUAAAACGCAAGGACUAGAGGAGUAUGCAGAAACUGGAGUGCCCAUUGAGUCGAUUGUGCGAGUGGAGGGAACAGUGAUACCUCGCCCAGCGGCCACCAUAAACCCCAAAAUGCAAACGGGACAUGUUGAGGUGGAGGCGGAUAAGGUCGUUGUUCUUAAUCCCGCAAAGAAAAAUCUUCCAUUUGAAAUUAGGAAGUUUAACAGGGCUGGCGAGCGCCUGAGGCUCACUCAUCGUUAUCUGGAUCUGCGUUUCAACGAUAUGCAACAUAAUCUUCGCCUUCGAUCUGCUGUUAUUAUGAAAAUGCGAGAGUAUUUGAUCAACUAUUUGGGUUUCGUCGAGGUGGAGACGCCGACUCUCUUCAGAAGGACUCCAGGUGGCGCCCAAGAAUUUGUGGUACCCACACGUAAGGCAGGUCACUUUUAUUCGCUCGUGCAGAGUCCGCAGCAGUUCAAGCAGAUGUUGAUGUCUGGAGGAAUAGACAGAUACUUCCAGGUUGCUCGUUGUUACAGAGAUGAAGCAACGCGUCCAGAUCGGCAGCCGGAGUUUACCCAAUUGGAUGUGGAGCUGUCCUUCACCAGCCGGGAUGACAUCAUGCAAUUGAUUGAGGAGACUCUCCGGUAUUCAUGGCCUAAAGAUUUCCCCCGCUUGCAAACGCCUUUCCGCCGCAUAACUUAUGAAGAGGCCCUGGAAAAGUACGGAAAUGACAAGCCCGACACUCGCUUUGGGUUCCUGCUCAACAAUGUCUCGGAAAUCAUUGAAAAGAGCGGAGAUUUUAAGGAAAAAUACGAGGAUCUCGGCGCCUAUGCCAUAGUAGUGAGGGCCAGUGAAGCGUUUUGGAAUGGAGCUGCCCGUAAGCAUUACGAAGGUCUCGGCAAGGACUUCAAGGGCACGCUGUUCGUUCGCAAGUUCGGCCCGACGAAGGAUGUCCAGGAUAAGCUGGGCAAGCUGCUGGGCGAGGAAGUGGCUAACGAGAUCGCUGAGAAGUUCGAUUUGGAGGAGAACGAUCUGCUUUUCCUAGGAAUCGGACCGAAAGUGGAAACUCGCGCUAUGUUGGGUCGCAUUCGUCUGGAUUAUCACGAUUUUCUCGUGGAGAACGCCAAGGUAAAAAAGCCGAAUGACUUCCGAUUCCUGUGGGUGAUAGACUUCCCGCUGUUCGAGCGUAAUCGCGAGACCAACCAGUUGGAAAGUGUUCACCAUCCGUUUACCCUGCCGCACAGUGAUGAUCUGGAUAACUUUGCCACCAGCUGCGAAAACCUGGAGAACAUACGCUCCCAGGCCUACGAUCUAGUGCUGAACGGCCAGGAAGUCGGAGGCGGUUCCAUUCGCAUCCACGAUCGAGAUAUGCAGCACUUUAUACUAGAACAGAUUCUGAAGAUUCCGCAUGAUCAUCUGUCACAUUUACUUAGCGCACUGGAGUCUGGAUGUCCGCCUCAUGGCGGCAUUGCAUUGGGCUUGGAUCGCCUGAUUGCCAUCUUGUGUCGUGCACGGUCCAUCCGCGAUGUGAUUGCAUUCCCCAAGUCACUAAAUGGCCGCGAUCCGCUCUCGAACGCUCCAGUUCCCAUUUCCGACGAGGAAAUGAAGCUGUACCACCUGUCAGUGGUGGAGGAGGAAGAAACCAGCACAAAUAACACAACACACGAACAGGAGGACGACGAUCCCGACCAGGAGCGUGCACCACCAUCUCCGAUGUCGGCCACCAGCGACUCUGAGCGGCCAGAAAUGGAUGUUGACAUAAAGCCAGAGCCGGAGGAGGUGUCAGUCAAGGAGGAAGUUGAAACCGAAUCCGAACCCGUUCCCGUUUCCGAACCUAAACCAGUGAAAGAGCCAGUCAAACCGCCAACAAAAGCGGCAGUCAAAGCCGCUCCCGCCGCCGAAGCACCCCCGCCAGCGGAACCCGUAUCCCCGGUGGCUGCCACGCCGACAAGAGCCAAGCGGGUGGUCAAAAAGAAGGUCUAGAGCGUGGUCUUAAUUAACAUUACGGAUAAAGCAUUAGCAUUUUACGUGUAAGCUCAGUAGUCAGGACAGAGAACGAAUGGCAGUAGGCGGACGAAUUAGUCGGUCACACAGCAAAAACAGCGGUCGGGUCGCGUCGGAUCGGUUCAAUUGAAUGGCCAAAGCCCUUAUACACACAGAUGUAUAACCAAAAGGUCACUAUACGUACCCACCCUGGAUCUUCUCGACGGAUUUCAACACUAGAACUUAGCAUGUAUGACUAACAAAUUACACACCCGCAUCCCGACCCGGCUGUCCACAUUCUACAAGUCCAUUUCUAAUUAUUAUGGCAACCAAUUUAUUACAAUUUACAAUAUAUACAAAAAGCUAUUGUAUUUGGAAUUGUUUAAUUAUACGAUGCUUGAAUUACAGUUCGGACUGUAAAUGUAAAUUUGAUUUUCAGGCACCGGUUGCAAAGGAUCGGUGUUCAUACUCAACGAAUAUUUAUUUAUGUAACCGAACAGAUCGAAAUGAAAAUGUAUUAAACUAAUUGAACUUAUUGAAAUACCUAGCAAUUGGAAAUUGUCCGAAUGUCAAAUUACAAGCAUACACACACAAAUGUAUCAAUUGUCCGAUUAUUAAAUCAUAAACCAUAUGGUUAAAGCACAUCUGAAUUAAAUCUUGUAUGGUCCUGG
Drosophila ficusphila is the source of this 4312-nucleotide messenger RNA. It is a transcript of the gene AspRS-m, whose product is annotated as aspartate--tRNA ligase, mitochondrial. Gene Ontology annotation, biological process: aspartyl-tRNA aminoacylation. The record is from RefSeq and is a predicted model, not a curated record. The transcript has 8 exons. Gene Ontology annotation, cellular component: cytoplasm; mitochondrion. Gene Ontology annotation, molecular function: aspartate-tRNA ligase activity; ATP binding; nucleic acid binding. Lineage: Eukaryota; Metazoa; Arthropoda; Insecta; Diptera; Drosophilidae. Bases 321 to 3641 code for a protein of 1106 amino acids.